AUGGUCUUACGUCACCAGUGCUCGAGGCGUGGGGGCGGUCCUCGUACAGUCACUCCCACGCCUCCAGCCCCCACGCCUCCAGCCCCCAUACCUCCAGCCCCCACGCCUCCAGCCCUACACCUCCAGAUCCCACACCUCCAGCCCCCACGCCUCCAGCCCCACGCCUCCAGCCCCCACGCCUCCAGCCCCACGCCUCCAGCCCCCACACCUCCAGCCCCCACGCCUGGCCCUCCCACACCUCCAGCCCCCACGCCUCCAGCCCCCAUACCUCCAGCGCCCCCACGCCUCCAGCCCCCACGCCUCCAGUCCCAUACCUCCAGCCCCCACGCCUCCAGCCCUACGCCAGCCUCCAGCCCCCACGCCUCCAGCUCCCACGCUUCCAGCCCCCACGCCUCCAGCCCCCACGCCUUCAGCCCAGAGACCCACAGGUGUAGAAGACUGCCUGAUGGGACUACUAUCUACCUGUGGAACCUUUAUAAAUUGUACCUUAUUCUCUCCUUAGAUACAAACAAGUAA
Molecule: messenger RNA, 516 nt
Organism: Homarus americanus (American lobster)
Lineage: Eukaryota; Metazoa; Arthropoda; Malacostraca; Decapoda; Nephropidae
Product: vegetative cell wall protein gp1-like
Exons: 1
Coding region: 1-516 (171 amino acids)
Source: RefSeq, a predicted model, not a curated record